This is a messenger RNA of Patiria miniata (bat star), 534 nucleotides long. RefSeq names its product perlucin-like protein. Bases 1 to 534 code for a protein of 177 amino acids. Gene Ontology annotation, molecular function: signaling receptor activity. The record is from RefSeq and is a predicted model, not a curated record. The transcript has a single exon. Lineage: Eukaryota; Metazoa; Echinodermata; Asteroidea; Valvatida; Asterinidae.
AUGGGGGUAUUGUUGGAACUCCUACACUCAAAGACAACUCUCGUUGUUGUCUUUAUUUUGUUCUUGUGUCAUGCUGGUGUAAGUGCUGUUUGUAAACCAGGUUGGAUAGAACAUUGCUCAUCUUGCUACAAGUUCACAGAUAAUCACACAGACUGGGAGAAUGCAAACACAUACUGCCAAGGGCUUGGUGGCAUGCUGUUGGUCAUUGAGUCAAAAGAAGAGAAUGAAUUCAUUGCUAAAGAAAUGAGAAAUUCAGGCAUGAACAAGGCCUGGCUUGGUUGUAAUGAUAUAAGCAAGGAGGGCACAUGGGUGUGUUAUCCUGAAGGUGUCAAGGGAAUGCAGUAUGAGAACUGGGCAGAAGGAGAACCAAACGACUGGAAUGACCAGAAUUAUGCAACAAUAGAUAUUGCUAAGCAACACAAGUGGAAUGACAAAGAUUGCACGAAAGACUCGUACACCAUAUGUGAGACAAGCAGCAGAGUCUCUGCCAUGUCCUGCUACAUUCUGGGUCCUGAUGGCCGCAUGCAACCAUAA